Molecule: messenger RNA, 879 nt
Organism: Penicillium crustosum
Lineage: Eukaryota; Fungi; Ascomycota; Eurotiomycetes; Eurotiales; Aspergillaceae
Product: putative carbonyl reductase
Exons: 3
Coding region: 1-879 (292 amino acids)
Cellular component (GO): intracellular anatomical structure
Molecular function (GO): oxidoreductase activity, acting on NAD(P)H, oxygen as acceptor
Source: RefSeq, a predicted model, not a curated record
AUGGCUGCUAACCCUAUUACCAAAAAUGGACUCUUUGUCCACAACAACACCACUGCUCCUGAGCACCCCAGCCUCAUGAGCAUGUUCUCCCUCAAGGGGAAGACUGCCAUUGUUACCGGUGCUGGUGCCGGUAUCGGUUUGGCCGUUGCUCAGGGUCUUGCAGAGGCUGGUGCCAAUGUGGCCAUGUGGUACAAUAGCAAUGUUAAGUGUAUCAAGAGGGCUGCUGAGAUCGCUGAACAAUACGGCGUUCAGACCAAGGCUUAUCAGGUUCAGGUCACCGACGCAAACGCUGUAGAGAAGGCCGUCAACGACGUCGUCAAGGACUUCAAUGGCCGCCUCGACGUCUUUAUCGCGAACGCCGGUGUUCCCUGGACUCAGGGCCCCAUGGUAGACGGUCCCCUCGACCACUACCGCGAUGUCGUCUCCAUUGAUCUCGACGGUACCUUCUAUUGCGCCAAGGCUGCUGCUGAUCACUGGCGCCGCCAGAAAGAGGAGGGCACUGAUGCCAAUGGUAACAAGCUCACCAACUUCACAUAUGGAAGCUUCGUUGCUACUGCCUCUAUGAGCGGUCACAUUGUCAACUUCCCCCAGUGCAAGCAGCCUACAACGCUGCUAAGGUUGGCGUCAUCCAUCUUUUCGCUUUCUGUCGAAUGGGUCCGCUAUGCUCGCGCCAACACCAUAUCCCCCGGUUACAUCGCGACUGAGAUAUCCAGCUUUGUGGCCGAGGAUACCAAGAAUAUCUGGCGCGACAAGAUCCCCAUGGGCCGUGAGGGCCAAGCCCACGAGCUGAAGGGUGCCUACCUCUACCUUGCCUCCGAUGCUUCCAGCUACACUACCGGGGCCGACCUCAUUAUCGAUGGUGGCUACUGCGCUCCCUAA